Messenger RNA from Falco peregrinus (peregrine falcon), 3541 nucleotides. It is a transcript of the gene TRMT6, whose product is annotated as tRNA methyltransferase 6 non-catalytic subunit. Lineage: Eukaryota; Metazoa; Chordata; Aves; Falconiformes; Falconidae. Bases 1772 to 2743 code for a protein of 323 amino acids. Gene Ontology annotation, biological process: tRNA methylation. The transcript is spliced from 9 exons. The record is from RefSeq and is a predicted model, not a curated record. Gene Ontology annotation, cellular component: nucleus; tRNA (m1A) methyltransferase complex.
GAGGAUUGACUGGUGUUUGGAAAAACAAGUUCCAAUUCAUUUGUUUCUUUGAUAAUACCAAAGGUGAUGGAAAAGCUUUCUAUUAAUCAUUUAUUAACUUAACGCCACUUAUAUUCUUUCUGUCAUGAAAGUGCAUGGUUUUGUCUUGAUCUGCUGUUUCACUAGUCCUGUAACAAAUCAGCUUUUUAAUAUGGGAGAAAAUUUGAACCUUAGUCUGGGUGCAUAUAUAUACUAAAGGUGUAUUUUACAUAUUACAUUUCAUUGAUUGCUUAGGCAAUAUUUUGCAAGGCCAUGAAGCAUGUGGGUUUAAUCCUGAGAAGUCUGCUUUCUGUGAAACUAAAAUCUAUGUUUCUCCAAUGUGAAGAUAUUUAGAGCUAGAUUUUACAAAUCUAUAUCCUUUUCCUUUAGAAACAAAAGAAGCAGGUACAGAUAAUCGUAACAUAGUUGACGAUGGAAAGUCUCAAAAACUGACUCAUGAUGACAUAAAGGCUUUGAAGGACAAGGGUAUUAAAGGACAGGCAUGGGGACAAGUCCUGAGCAAUGAAAGUUUUUUUUUCUUGGAGGUCUUAAUGAUCCCUCCAGCUGGAACCUGAACAUAUGAGGAAGAGUUGGAUUGACAAAAGGAGAUUAGAGUGAAGAGACCAGGAAACAAAAAAUGGAAUUCUGGGAAAACCUGGGAGCUAGAGAUGGAAGAAGUCGGGGGGAGUAUUGUAGGAAAUAGUAAAUGCUGAGGAGAUAGACAUUGUGCAAGGAGUUGGUACAGGAAUCUAGCGCAGUUUGGGAGGCAGACAAAAUGAAGUGGUGUAAGGGAGAUGUCUGGUAAGUAGCAGAGUAUAAGGGAAGAACAAGCACAAGAUGGAAAAAAAGAUACCCUCAGAGAUGGAGAUGCUGAAGUCAGACAAAGAGACCCAGAGAAGGAGUUGGAUUAAAGUAAAUAUUGCGUAUGACAUCAGGUUGUUUUGUUUUUGUAAAAUAUUUUUGCCUGUAUAGCUUCAUGCAGGACUUAGGGUACUGUCAUGCAAUCCAGUUACUAUGGGGAAUGUUAGCCCAACAGAAUAUAUGUCAGUUGUUCUGUAAUAACUGACAAUAAACAUAACUCAGCCUCGCUCUAAACACAGGAUAAUUAAAGUAGCUAAUCACUUGGAGAAAGCAGUAUAGUCUCAUUUACAUUUGCAUGGGAUAAGAAUAUUUAGGUACUGAGGCUUCACAGUAAGGGCUGAAGUAAUGACUUGCUGAUGCUGAAAGGAACAACCCUGCUUUUUCUUCAGUUCUGGCCUUACGAGUCUGCCCUCUCUCAUGAGUUAGCUUUGGCACCUACCAGGCUCCUUCCCCACAAAAUACCCCAUUUCCAGGAUAAGCGUUUUCAGCUUUAUCAUUUUUAUGCUGGCAUUACGUAGUUAAGAGAACACCUAGAGACAAAAGUAUAUGAUUAAAUUUCUGCACAUAGUCAAGAGUAGUGCCUCACUUGUCAUGUUGAUUAAUAGAACUUUAGUUUGCCAUUAAUGGCAGUGGAAGGUAACAGUAUACGUGCCUCUACUGGAAGAAAAUAUUUCAAGUGUUUGUUUGAAAAAGUACUUUAUGUGAAAUGCACGAGAAAUAAAUACCAGCUAUAAUUGUCUUUUCCAAGGAAAUAGUUCAACAGUUAAUAGAGAACAGUACAACAUUCAGAGACAAAACAGAAUUUGCUCAAGAUAAAUACAUAAAGAAGAAGAAAAAAAAAUAUGAAGCAGUUAUUACAAUUGUGAAACCAUCCACUCGCAUUCUUUCAACAAUGUAUUAUGCAAGGGAACCUGGAAAAAUUAACCACUUGCGAUAUGACACCCUGGCUCAGAUGUUGACUUUAGGAAACAUCCGUGCUGGCAACAAGAUGAUUGUAAUGGAAACGUGUGCAGGCCUUGUGCUGGGUGCGGUGAUGGAGCGAAUGGGAGGCUAUGGAUCCAUUAUUCAGAUGUAUCCAGGAGGGGGACCUGUUAGAGCUGCUACCACUUGUUUUGGAUUUCCAAAAGCUUUUUUCAAUAAUCUUCAUGAAUUUCCUCUCAGCAAAGUGGAUAGUCUCCUCUCUGGGACAUUUUCUACGGAGACUCUGCCCUCAGAACCUGAAGAUAAUGCGCUAGGGGAAGAAGAAAGCAACGGAGUGACUGAUGAGAAGCAGAUUUCCCUGCAGGAAACAGAAGAGGAAUCUACUACUGAAGCAGCUAUGGAGAUCAACCAAACAGAAGAGCAAGAAACAAUGGACAUCAAUGCUGAAGAUGUAGAAUUUAAAGAAAACAAAGAAAAAGAAAAUAAAGAAAAUGUUCGGGAAAAGCAAAGAAAACAAUGGGAGAGAAGGAAAAAGCUGAUAGAAACUGCUGCUUUGCUGAGAGAGAGGAAUGCUGAUGGCUUAAUUGUAGCCAGCAAGUUUCACCCCACUCCUUUAUUACUUUCAUUAUUGGAAUUUGUUGCUCCUUCAAGGCCUUUUGUUGUCUACUGCCAGUAUAAAGAGCCAUUAUUAGAAUGUUACACAAAGCUGAGGGAGAGAGGCGGUGUUAUUAACCUAAAGCUGUCUGAAACCUGGCUACGAAACUACCAGGUCUUACCAGAUCGAAGCCAUCCAAAACUGACCAUGAGCGGAGGUGGAGGGUACCUUCUGUCUGGUAUAACUGUUGUCUUGGAUAAGGGCAGAUCUGAUUCCAGUAAUUUAGAAGCACUGAAGACGGAAGAGCCAUCAUCAAAAAGGUGCAAAGUUCAAGACCUUCAUUGUUAACGUUUGAAGAACUGAUUUGGUUUUUAGAUCUCAGGACUCUUUACUGUUAGCAAAAUAACAAGUCUGCUUCCUGUGCUCCUGAGAGCACAGCAGUUGUGCCUGUCAUCCGUCUGUCAGCAGAAAGCAGCGAACUGUGUGGCAGGGAGGGUUGUCUCGCUUGUUACCACUUCACAUGAUCAGAAUGAGAAGAAAAACCCUUGGGAGCAAACACCACACUGAAAACACAGUAACUUUGGAAAGAAGAGAAGAUGAGCGUGAGCGAAGGCAUUCUGUCUGUCUGUUGCCAAAAGUGGAAAGGAAGCAGCAGGUUGUGCAAAGGCUGGGUCCGAACCAACGCGCCUAACUCGGCCUUCCGUGUUCCCAGAACAGGUCAGGGUUGAGCAGCACACGCAGUGAUCUGCUCCCCCUCUGGGCACGGAACCACCUCUGUUCAGUAACUUAAGGAAGUAAAAUAACAGCAAAAAUCAUAGGCUCUUCUUUCUAAAGGAGUGCUAAAAAGAGAAUACUAAUAGCACAACUUUACAGCAUGACCCAUGUUUUCCUGACGUACAUACAGAGGAGAAAGUGCAUGUUUGUAAAUUAAAAUACCAAAUAUUUAAACAAUGUCUCGAUUAGUAUUGCCUGUCUUUUUCCAAAGAGUUGUUACUUGUUUUUAUUUUAAGAUGGGACUAUUUUGAAAACUCCAACAUGUAUAUAUAUGUAUUCUACUGUUUUAUCUUUCAUGAUGUGUAGCUUUUCUAUUAAUUUUUUUAACUUUGCGUUUGCCACUUCAAUUAAACUGCAGGAUGUUUUUCCUAA